Messenger RNA from Penicillium canariense, 615 nucleotides. RefSeq names its product nucleoside triphosphates FAP7. Gene Ontology annotation, molecular function: AMP kinase activity; ATP binding; ATP hydrolysis activity. The record is from RefSeq and is a predicted model, not a curated record. The coding region runs from base 1 to 615 and encodes 204 amino acids. The transcript is spliced from 2 exons. NCBI's taxonomy places the organism in Eukaryota, Fungi, Ascomycota, Eurotiomycetes, Eurotiales, Aspergillaceae. Gene Ontology annotation, cellular component: cytoplasm; nucleus.
AUGCGAUCCUCCCCGAAUGUGAUUGUCACCGGCACCCCCGGCGUCGGUAAGACCGUGCACUGCGAACAGCUCGCCCAGGACACCGGCCUCAAACACCUGUCCGUCAACCAGGUCGCCAAGGACCGCGACUGCUACGAGGAGUACGAUGAGGAGCGGAAGAGCUGGGUUGUCGAUGAGGAUAAGCUGCUGGAUGCCAUUGAGGAUGACGUGCUCCAGGGCGGCUACAUCAUCGACUGGCACGCUUGCGAUCUCUUCCCCAAGUCGUGGAUCGACCUCGUCGUGGUCGUCCGGUGCCCUGAAACUUCUAUUCUGUACGACCGGCUAGCUUCGAGGCAUGUACCCAUUCUUCUUCCCUUUUUCCUGUCUCCAAGCAAGCUAGAUACGCUCAGUCCUAACGCACAUGCUUGCUUUAGAGGUUACCACGAAGAGAAACUACAAGAGAACCUCGAUGCCGAGAUCUUCGGCGUUCUCCUCGAAGAAGCCCGCGAAGCCUUCGACGAAGAGAUUGUGGUCGAACUCAACAGCGAAAAAGACGGCGACGUUGAUAGCAACUGCACUCGGAUCGCCGAAUGGGUCGAGAACUGGAAGAAGCAACAUGCCGAGGACGCGGAUUGA